AUGAAAUAUUUAAAGGUUGCAGUACAAGGUUGUGGUCAUGGAGAGCUAGAUAAGAUAUACCAAUCGAUUGUACCGAACGUCGACCUACUCAUAAUCACAGGAGAUUUCCAAGCCAUCAGAAGUGCUCAUGAUUUGAAUAACAUAUCAGUUCCACAGAAAUAUCGUCAACUAGGUGACUUUCAUCAAUACUAUAGUGGAAAGAAAAAAGCUCCUGUCCUAACAAUUUUUAUCGGUGGGAAUCAUGAAUCAUCGUCAUAUCUACAAGAAUUGAGGUUCGGAGGUUGGGUAGCUCCAAAUAUUUAUUAUCUAGGGGAGUUUGGUGUUGUGUGGUACAAAGGAUUGAGAAUAGGAGGAUUAAGUGGAAUUUACAAUGAAAUUUCUUAUAAAAAUGAUAAUGAAGAGAGAUUGCCAUACAAUCCAGGGGAGCUAAGAUCAGUCUACCACGUUAGAGCACGAAGUAUCGCUAAAAUGUUGGCUAUGAGUAGUGAAGAUAAAAUGGAUAUCUUCUUGACUCAUGAUUGGCCUCAGGGAAUUGAACAUUAUGGAGAUUUGAAGCUCUUGUUGAAGCUAAAGCCAUUUUUUAAAACAGACAUAGAGAAAAAUCAAUUGGGUAGUCCACCAGCUAAAGAAAUAGUCAAUAGUUUGAAGCCUAGAUAUUGUUUUGCAAGCCAUUUACAUGUUAAAUUCGAAGCUGUCAUACAAGAAACUUCAAGUGAUGAAAUAGAUCUUGAUAUGGACCUGGAACCAACCAAUGAACUGAAAGAAUCAGGCGAUGUUCAAUUUCUUGCUCUUGAUAAAUGUGGGAGAAAUAGGAAACAUUUGAAAAUCCUUGAUAUUUCCACCAACACUGACCACAUAUCAUUCAAGAAACCCGGCCUUUAUUAUGAUAAUAGGGCCAUUGCUGCAAAUAAGGUAGUAGAAACUUAUAGACUUGAACAUAAAGUAUUACCGCAAGAUAUCCAUAAAUUCAAAAAGCAAGUCGACGAAGAAGUCCUUAAACUAACCCAAUUCCAUCCAGUUCCUAACAAUUUCGAGUUUCAACUCAUCGAUAGUCUAAAUUAUUUUUCCAACAAUCAAACAUUAAAAUACACUGAAGAUUUCGGGAUUCCCUACAGUGCACCAGAAAUAUCGCGAUAA
Messenger RNA from Yamadazyma jaroonii, 1137 nucleotides. NCBI's taxonomy places the organism in Eukaryota, Fungi, Ascomycota, Pichiomycetes, Serinales, Debaryomycetaceae. The record is from the annotation of a GenBank genome assembly.